AUGGGCUGCCUGGCGCCUGCCGCGGAUCCUGCGGAAGGACCUUGGCCCCUCGAAACGGGAGGGCCCCAAGCCAUCAAAGACUUCUUCGCCGCCCUCUUCUUCGACACGGUCCCCGUGGCCUUGCGGCGGCUUCGCCUGGAAGGCCAGGGCCGCUCCAUGGCUUGUUUGCGGUCGCUGACCUACCACCAGGAUGGCAAGUUGAUGCGCCGACCUGCAGACGGCGGAUUGGUCCCCGUUCGCGCGGCCCCGCUCGAGCGGUAUCUCAAGGCCAAGUCCUGGGACCCGCCCAGGACCUGGAUCUCGGGCCUGGCCGAGUCGCUGCGCCAGCGUGGCGCUGCGCAGCUGGUGCAGGCGGCCCAGGAGUGGUACCUGGCGGCUGUGAGCCACAUGCUCCAGGAUCCCAAGCGCGCCGACGACGAUGGGGACUACUUCCUCGCCUGGCUGCGGGAGUGCUGCCGCGAGGUGUACGAUGACGUUGACAGGACAGAUCCAAAGGAGCUGCGAAGCAUGAAGAAAGUCAGGAGCGUGAAGAACAAGUCCAAGCGAUACAACCUCGCCGGCAUCCGCAUCCCGAGCAUGGAGGAAGCCUUUCGAGAGCUUGCCGAGUUUGAGCCCAAGUCGGGCAGCAGCCGGAGACAGCGUGUCCUGGCAAAGAUCCUCAUCGAUGUGUUCCAGCUGCGCCUAGUGGACUUGGCGGCCAUCCUCAGGGUCGCUGACUGCGUGCUCUCGGCCGGGGAGGAUGAGGAAGUGGUGGUUGUUCUGUAUGCGGGAGGCGCCCACGCCCACUGCGUGGAGGAGUUCUGGCGGGCCCAGGGCUUCACGAGUGACGACCUGCCAAAGCGCGGUCUGGAAGCUUGGCAGCUUAGUUUUUUUGUUGACGUGGGGGUUGCGUGGGGUUUAGGGUUGGGUGGGGUUUCUUGGCUUACACCUGCAACCCUAAACAUGGAAUCGCCUUCGUAG
Molecule: messenger RNA, 960 nt
Organism: Symbiodinium natans
Lineage: Eukaryota; Dinophyceae; Suessiales; Symbiodiniaceae
Source: the annotation of a GenBank genome assembly